Molecule: messenger RNA, 1754 nt
Organism: Ciona intestinalis (vase tunicate)
Lineage: Eukaryota; Metazoa; Chordata; Ascidiacea; Phlebobranchia; Cionidae
Source: RefSeq, a predicted model, not a curated record
UAAUUUCAGUAUUAACAGUAUCUUUCUGGUUGUAGAGAACUCGUGUGUUACGUAUAAUUUGGUAAUAACUUUAGUAUGAGUUUAUAUAAACAACAGCUACGUCGAUUCGCAAGGGAAAUUGUAAAGCCUUGUAAACACAAAGAGUCAUGUACGUCACAAAAACGAUUAUUGACAAACAAUCCCCUGCCAGGUGACGUGGUUAAGGUCGGCGUGCUUGGCGUUCCAAUGCAUUUCGGUCAAGGCAAGCCUGGUGUACGCAAUGGACCGAAGGCGAUACGCGAUGCUGGUUUGUUGCAACGAUUGUCGGACCAUGUUGGUUUGGAGGUCAACGAUUAUGGUGACCUCGACAUUGCGCAUGGCGCACACGUGGAUGACGUCAGCAAAGAUGGAAAUUGGACAAUAAAGAAUUCGCGCGCGUGCGGUACUGCCAACAAAAAACUUGCUGAUGCCGUAUACAACACCCUACAAACCAAUGAUAUAUGUGUUAACCUUGGAGGUGAUCACAGUAUGGCUGUUGGUUCAAUUUUUGGUCAUUCUCAAGCGAGGCCUAACCUUAGUGUCUUAUGGGUGGAUGCACAUCCCGACUUGAAUAACCCAACCACGUCUCCAUCAGGCAACAUACAUGGAAUGCCGCUUCACUUUUUACUCAAAGAUUUGGAGAAUAAGAGAACUCCAAUUUCUGACUUUGAUUGGUGCAAAUCAUGUGUAAGUUCUCCUAAUAUUGGAUUUAUUGCCAUUCGUGACAUUGACCCCGGGGAAAUUGCCAUCAUGAAGAGAUACAAUAUUCCCCACUGCAGUAUAAGAGAAAUAGACAGAAAUGGAAUUGCUCACUGCAUGGAAAAGAUACUGGAUAUGAUAAAUCCUAGUGGGAAUCGUCCACUUCAUGUUAGUUUCGAUAUCGAUUCUGUAGAUCCUGGUAUAGCGCCAUCUACUGGAACACCAGUGCGUGGUGGAUUGUCAUACAGAGAAGCAAUGUAUGUGACAGAAGAAGUAGCAAGAACCGGUUCACUCAGUGCUUUUGACUUGGUUGAAGUAAAUCCGGAACUCGAUCCAAAAAGAGCGGAGGCGACUGCAGAAGUGGCUGUUGACGUCAUAACACACGCACUAGGUCUAAGCAUCAGAGAUACAGAUUAUAGAAGAUUUCCCCACAGUUAAGAAACGACAGUAUAGCCAUUAACAUGUUGUUUGGUAAAAUGGUCGGCCUUCAUAGCUUAGUCUGGCAUUCGGUUUAUUUUUUGGUUCAGUAUGCGUAUUUGCCCCAGUUUUUGUAGGUUGUUUAAUGAUAUAUAGCAUUUUAACAUACUACCUCCCUUUUAAACCUGACCUAAAAUAUCAUCAUAGUCCUAUACUAUAUGGUGAGGCAUACCAUGGUACCUGAUAUUUAGGCUUGACCCCAUUUCCUAAUCUAUUACCUUAAAUAUGUAAUAUUGUAUAACAAUCCUGACUUUCUUUUUAUUCACUUUUAAACGUUUUACAAAUUGCAAUGUAUUUAAAACUACCAUUUUAAUUGCUGACACAUGCAUAUUGCACAUAAACUGUGAAGGAGUUCGUAGUUUAUUUUCCUUUCUUCAAUUUCCCGUUUGUUGCACGGAAAUAAUAAAUACUACAAAUUGUUUACAAUAAUUUGGCAGAUUUGUGUAAAAACAACUUAAAAAAAACAUUAUUUUUAAAUGACCACAUUUUUUGUUUUGUUGCACGAUAAUAAUAAGUGGUACAUUUUAUUUUGAACCGCAAUAAAGUUGUAAUAAAGUUGA